Trypanosoma brucei brucei TREU927 is the source of this 2676-nucleotide messenger RNA. RefSeq lists its product as hypothetical. The coding region runs from base 1 to 2676 and encodes 891 amino acids. The record is from RefSeq and is a predicted model, not a curated record. Gene Ontology annotation, cellular component: cytoplasm. Gene Ontology annotation, molecular function: mRNA binding. Gene Ontology annotation, biological process: post-transcriptional regulation of gene expression. The transcript has a single exon. Lineage: Eukaryota; Euglenozoa; Kinetoplastea; Trypanosomatida; Trypanosomatidae.
AUGGUAUCCCCUGACAGGUGCAUGAACAAAGGUUCCUCCCCCACAUUCACUGAUUUCCCCCCUCUUCUUUUGCUACUUCUUUCGACUUCGCCAUCACCGAAUCUACUACAAAUAGUUACUCUUGCGCACACACGGAUGAACGUCGCGUGGGGGACAAAGACUACACGUAAUUGUAAUGAACAUAUGCUAAUGGCUUCUCCAGUGGCAGAUGGAUCGUGGAAUCGGUCAGUGCGUUCUCUCCGUUGCUACAGCACGGAGUCUCAUAGGUACAACCAUACCCCGUGCGACGGCAGCAUUCCCAUUGCAUUUGCUCCGGUGGGCCUAUCUUGCCUCCAAACGGGAGCCAUCGUGGGGCAUGCAAACCAGAAUUCAUCCAUUCCAGUAGCAUGCCAACGUGGCUUAUGCACCUACGGUCACGAUGUACAACUAUUGCAGCAUCAUCACCAGCUCUACAACCAACGUCAAAGGUUGAGACGCGGCGCCCCACGCGAAGCCCCCGUAGCAAAAGAGACCGGGAGUGUUGAAUACGGCGCGGGCCCUCCGACAGGAUCUAACAGCAAGAGACCGCUUCGGUGGGAGGGUAGUCAGUCUUCUUUGAACGAGUCUCGUAAACAAAAGAAAAGGAACAGUGGGAGUGUGCGCGAUCUGCUAUUUGUUGCACAUGUGUCCAACUUUUCCCAGUUGGAAGAGUUGCGGCGUACUAAUUCCCUUCCGGAUUUCCUACAGUCGUUUGUGCCGAAGCAGGCCAAUCCGCCAACCACAAGUAUGCCGAUGAGGUUCUUGAUCGUGGUUGAAAAGUUGUACCUUGCAGCCUGCGUGUCAAUCCCACCGUCACCUGAAGAUGUUGUUCUCUCUGAGAGGACGGCAGUGGAGUUUCUUGAGGUUCGGUACGUGCACUGCGACGAUGGGCACCUCCUGGUGGACCUAAAGAGCGGUACAUGCGUUGCCAAACGCAUUCACUCAACAUUUCGGAAGGCACUGGUGCAACUUUCAAAACUUGAAGCAAAGUUGCUCACCGGUGAAUAUGCUGGAACCAUGCAAGUCCUCCAGGAUAAGUCACUUUUCAGAGGCAUCUCCUACAACCCCCUGGUCUAUGCUGCGCUUUUCAACCUCUUAACGCAGAAUGGGGGAGAAGAAGACAUUGAUGCCGCAGACUUGUGGUCAAAACUUAUCCGUGAGCCUACACCCAACAGUUCACACAGUGACACGGCGGAGAGAAGCCAUACACGAUAUGAGAAAGCAGAAGAUGGUGAAAAACACUUGGUUGGCGACACUGCUUCGCUUCUCCCCUCCUGUGGAGUUGCGCUCUUCUCAACUGUUUACGGAGUUCGUUUGUUUAAGCGAGUAAUGGGUAUCCCCGGGUUGCGGAGGCUUUUUUUCCAACUGUUGGUGGAAGCAGCGCAGCCGAUGUCAGUAACCGAAGUAACGACACCACCACCCUUGAAAGAUGAUGAAGCACUUGAAAGAUCCACGGCCAAUGUUACGAAACGCCCCUCUGAGCAGUGCUUCAUGGCCAUCUUCUCGUGCUCACUCACGUCGUAUUUCCUCUUUGAGUGCUUCGGUCUCGUGGAUGGAGCAGACUGUUGCGAAGAGGAAGUGGAUAUCAUUUGUGCCUGUCUAAAGCGAUCUGCGGUGAAGGUUGCCUGUAGCAACGGUGGAAGCUUCACGAUGAUUGGGUUAAUCAAGGCCCUUUCCACCCGUCGUUUCGGCGAAUGCCAAAGGAACUGGCAGGGGGACGAAGGCAGCGUAAUUGUGCACGAAAAGAGUGCGAGUAUUAUCGACCCAAACAGCGAGAGUAAUGUCCUCAGCACCUCUUCACCACAUGAAAGGCUGCGAGAACGGCGGGUGGAAAGUGACGAAAAGUUUUUCCGCGCGGUCAUCAGGGGAUUUGUGGCCGGUGAAGGCCCAGGAAGUACACGUGAAGAGAAAGUUUCACGAGGCCGCCGCGUGAAGUUUCUUACGCAGCACGUCAUCGCAUGCCGUGUGACGCAGAGCCUCAUUCCGGUACUUGUGGAUUCCAUCCACCUUAUGGAGGAUCGGAUGAAAAAGCGCCAACGGCAGGAACCAGUCAGAAGGGGGGAAGAGGAGGAGGAGGAUUUGUUGGAAGUGCAGUACUUCGAGGACUGUACGGCAUUUCUUGAAGAAGCAACUGACCAGUGUGGGUUGAUGGUAAACCACGCGCAUGGGAACUAUGUACUUCAGGCGCUCAUACGCGAAUUAGUUAAGCGUAGUACACCACGGUCAUUUGUUGAGAAAAUGCUACAGAAAGUGUCAGAUAUGCUCAUUGCGUCCAUACUUGAGGUUAGCAAGGAAAAAUUUGCAUCCAACUGCUUAGAAGCAAUGAUUGACGCCUGCAAGACAGCGCGUGGGGGAAAUGGGAUGAUUUUAUGCCUCGGGUCAACUUUACUCCGUAAGGGAAGGGACCGCAUGCUACAAGUGACAUUUGAUCAAUAUGGAAACUACGUCGUGCGCAAAAUGCUCAAUCAUAUCACAGCCCUCGCGGUGGGUGAACAGAAAGCAAUGGAGAGUGAACGAGAGGAAGCACGCAGACUGAGAGGGCAGUAUUUUAGUAUACUUGCGCAAAAUUCCGAACAACUUCGCACCGCGCGAUACGGAUCAGGCAUUUACGACUGGAUAUGUUGCCAGAGCUCCGGAAUUCCUGCAUCGCAUAAAUAA